CCGAACUCCUAAUCGAGGGUCCCGCUGAAGGAAGACGCGUAAAUGUGUGAGCGACACGCAAAUAACUCCGCGAGGGCAACACUAGCCCUCCCCUGAAGAUGUGCACAGCGUCCCACAACAGAUAGAAUCAUAUAAAAGUUAUACAAAGAAUCCAAGAUGGCGGAGGGACCACAGACGAUAUGGCAGAAGAUCGACAACGCGGUUAUCCCCAUGGUGAACCUCGAGGUGCGGGAGGUGCGCGAGAUACUCUGGGAGAAGAUCAAGGAGCCGACCUCGCAGAGGAAGAUCAUCCUGGUCAUCGUGUCGAUAGCGCUGUUGCUCGACAACAUGCUGUACAUGGUGAUCGUGCCCAUCAUCCCCGACUACCUGAGGUAUAUCGGCGCGUGGGGCGAGGCGGGCUACGACCACGUAGUCACGCUGGCACCCUACAGGGAGGGCAAUAGAACCAUCACACCGACCAAAAUCAUCCCAGCAUCACACGAGGGCCAAGACUCAGCCACAGGUGUCUUGUUCGCCUCUAAAGCUAUCGUGCAGCUCAUGAUCAACCCAUUCUCUGGUGCCUUAAUCGACCGCAUCGGGUAUGACGUACCCAUGAUGAUCGGACUCAUCAUUAUGUUCCUCUCCACAUCGAUCUUCGCCUGCGGUCGGAGCUACAGUAUGUUAUUCUUCGCGAGAAGUUUGCAGGGCGUAGGGUCUGCGUUCGCGGACACUUCAGGCCUGGCGAUGAUUGCUGAUAGGUUUACUGAAGAAAAUGAAAGAUCUAAAGCCCUUGGUAUUGCCUUGGCCUUCAUCAGCUUUGGUUGCCUUGUUGCUCCACCAUUCGGAGGCGCUUUAUACCAAUUUGCAGGAAAGGAGGUUCCAUUUUUAAUUCUUGCAUUAAUAUCAUUGAUGGACGGGUUUAUGCUGUUGCUUGUAAUGAAACCACUGAAGACGCAGCUGAAGGAAGCUAGAGAGCCCAAGCCUCCCAGCACUCCCAUCUGGAGGCUUUUGAUGGAUCCUUACAUCGCUGUCUGCGCGGGCGCCCUGAUGAUGUCCAACGUUGCGUUAGCAUUCCUGGAACCAACCAUUUCACUUUGGAUGGAGGAUAAUCUUACCAAAGACAACUGGAAGAUUGGUAUGAUUUGGUUGCCAGCUUUCUUCCCUCACGUGCUUGGUGUCAUCAUUACCGUAAAGAUGGCAAGAAAGUAUCCCCAGCAGCAGUGGUUGAUGGCAGCCGGAGGUCUCGCGCUGGAAGGCCUGUGUUGCUUCAUAAUACCUUUCGCGAAUUCAUACAAAAUGUUGAUGAUCCCCAUCUGUGGCAUUUGCUUUGGAAUCGCCCUCAUUGACACAGCCCUACUACCAACACUCGGGUACUUGGUGGACGUGAGAUAUUCAUCUGUGUACGGGAGCAUCUACGCGAUCGCAGACAUAUCAUACUCCUUCGCUUACGCCGUCGGACCAAUCAUCGCUGGCGAAGUGGUCGAAGCUAUAGGAUUCACAGCUCUGAACUUGUUCAUUGCCUUCAGCAAUCUAUUAUACGCGCCAGUGCUCAUGUACCUCCGUCAUAUUUACGACUUCAAGCCAUUUGAGAAUGAAGCUAAUAUCCUCAUGGCUGACCCGCCAGAUAAGGAGUACCAAACAUAUAGCUUGCAAGAUCAGAGGCCCGUGGACGGCGAGUACAAGAAUCAUCUAGAGUACUCGAACGUGUCCGGUCAGGUGGCUGGCACUGAGGAGUCUAAUAUUGAUGCGGGAGCUGGUGGGUACAAUUAUGACCAGUCGUAUCAAGGUGGGUAUCAAAAUUACAGCCAAGGGUACGAGCAGCAGCAGCAGCCGCAGCAGGGCUACCAGCAGGAGUACCAGGAGCAGUACAGUCAGCAGAGGCAGUUGCCGGCACAGCCGCAGCCUACAGCCAGCAAUCCCUUCAGAGCGGGAGGCGCGCCCGCGCCCGCCCCCGCCCCGGCCCCCGCGCCUCAGCCGACUAUAAAGAACCCCUUCAGGCAAGGCUUCUAAUUCGCUCCAAAAUCAGUGUUGUUGUCGAUAUUUUUGAAUUUACUUGUUGUGUAAUUAUAAAUGUCCUAUUUGGGUAGACGCUAACUGUUAAAUAGAUUUGCGUGCGUUGUGCACUUACGACCAAUGUUACAAAUUCAAUACCUAGGAACAAAAAGCAAGAUUUUUAAAGGUUAUGGUCACUAUAAUAUUUUCUUGUAGGGUUACAAGAAUGUAACCUCAAAAGUAAAGUGUAGCCUCGCAAGCAAAUGUAAGGUGACAGUUGGCACUAGAACUUCGAUCACUGAGCCGUAAUAUAUCGGCGAGUUAUUUAAUGUCAGAUAGAUGUCUAUUACCUAGCUGUGCUUGUAAUGUAGACUAUUUAUCGGGUGAACUAUCAAUGGUUGCUUUGGAUGGCAAUAAGUAACGUUUAAGAAUUGAAUGUUGACAAAGAUGGAAGAGUACGAGGAGAGAAAGGCAGGUACGUUCUCUAAAGAAGUACAUAGUAAAAUAUAAAGUGUUAGUUUUGAGUACAGCAUGAUAACUAAACAACGAAAAGUUGAGGGUAAAAAUCGAUUGCUAUUACGGAAAUUUUAUAACUUUUAUAUGGCACGCCUCAGUAACAUGGCUUGAACGAGUUUAAAAGACUUGAACUCAAGUCUAAGCAUUUUUAACCCAAAAGAACAUUGUUGAAAUUUUAAAAUCAAAUAGUUAAAUUGCCAUGUGAGCUAAACAUAUCACUUAAAUAUUAAGAAUAAAUUAAAUUAUUAAGUAAGCACUACUUUAGUAAAAAAGUACGUGAUAAAGUGAGAUAGAGGUAUCUGUAAAAUGCCAUCUCGCUCGUAAGGUUACAAGUUCGAUAAUGACAUAAUUCUAAGGCAUGUAAGUUGUCACCCAAAAUGGCCAUUGUUGUCACCCGUUGUUUUCUUGUUGAUAUUGUUCUGAUAUAAAUACAACUGUUAUGCCUUCUAAUAGUAUAUAGAAUUAUAUCUGAUGUGAGAAUAUAUAAACUAUAUUAUAAUCUGUAAGGAAAUAAAAGAGUGUGGAAACAUAGCAAACGCUGAAAAAUAUGUACUCUAUGUACCAAAAUUAUAUCGAGGCAAACGUAACCUUAUUUCUACUAAAUUAAGGUUAAAAAUUGGCUACAAAAUAUUUGCAAUUUAUCCAAAAAUUACCGCUUUUGUCGUGUUUCCAUGUUUAACUAAGCUCGGGAAAUAUCGAACCAUGUUUAAUGGAAAACAUAUUCUAACUACAUAUAAAAGUUUUUCCCACAUUAUGUCGCUAAGUAGUCUAGACUAGGUGUAAGGUAGAUAUUUUAAAUCCAGCACAAACACGAUAAAACGCACGUUUAAUGUAAGGGCCUAAAAUAUUAUUUUGUAACUUUUGGCACUUACUACAACACAUCAAUAGUUUGAUCAGAAGACAAAUUAUCAUUAACGUCUCUGUACAAAUUACUAAAGUGGGAUCGUAAAAAUGUUACUGAGACUGUACAUAAUCAUUAUCAUAUCGUAGCAUUAUGAGAACUAGCUCUCUACUCAAUUAUAUCUCACAAUGCGAUGUUACUUAAAGUAUAUUUUUAGAUAUGAUAACAUGUAACUCUCGUUUGCUAUCAGCAAUACUAGUUUAAGCGUAAGUAUCAUCGUAUCUCGCUUCUAUAUCAAUUAAUUCAAUUAAUAUCAAUUAUAAUAUCAAUUAGUGGUAACUUAAGUUAGAAUCAACGUGAUAAGUUGCAACCAAGGUAACGAAACAUAUCAGAAUCUUUUGAUUCACUUAGAGUAAGUAAGCUACUUAUACAUAAUGUAAUGUAAUUAUAAUUUAAAGUAUAUUUUGUGUAAGUAUAUGUACAGGAGUAGUUAGUGUAUCUGUCGUUGACUAUACUGAGGUAGGUAUGUACCGCCGGCACACAGCAAGGGGGUGGCCACUGGACGAGGGAAGGGAAGGGGAAAAGGCAUAACUAUUAAAAGAUUAAAGUCACCAAAAUGUUCGAUUACUCAUAAAUGGGGAAAUGUUAAUUAGAGUUGAAAAUAAUCAAAGCUUAAGAUCAAAUGAUUAAAUGUAAAGAUCAAAGUUUCUUGUGAAGAUGAUAAACAAUUGUAUUUGAAAACAUGAAAUUGAUAAUGAAAGGAGGUGAGUUACAACAUGGAAGUGGAAUUAACGAAAUGGUUUCCAAGGUUUUCGUUAAGACAAACAUUUUGGUGGGAGAAAUCAUGUUUUGCUUGCAAAAACAUGUAAAAGUUUGUUCGACAAUUUGGCUAAAAAAUAUCCCAAAAGAAAUAUGCGUGAAUGAAUUCUAAAAGUGAAAUUCAAAAGCGGAAAGUCCCUGAUAUGAAGAGAAAGUUAAAGUAUCGUGACAAAUGGAAGCCGUCCCUCCUCUCGUCUGUUGGACACCAGUAACAUUUCGCAGACGACUGAGCAACAAGAGUCAAAAUUAAAAGAUAACUAAAAUAAUUGUACAAGAAAACGUGACGAGCCCGACAUGUCAAUUGAGAGUGUAUAAAGUAAAAAGUGAUUAUUGUGAAUAAUAUUCGUUAAAAUUAUUAUUGUCGUAAAAAUUGCUAAGGUUAAUCAGUUGCCGACUCCAAAACUAAACAUCCGGAAUAGUUUUCGAAUUAUUCAAAAAUGGUACUUUCAUUGAAUGAUAAUUUGUGAAUUAGUACCUAGCCUGCAGAGUACAAUAGCGUUCGUAGUGUCAGGAGCACAACUCUUCAUUGUUUCGCACAAAACAUUUUAUACUUUCGACUGUUAGAUUAGAGAGAGGAACUAUUUUUUAGAUUGAAAAGAUGCUUGUGAAGUACAUCGUUAAAAUAAUUUAUUCGUAAAUAAUUUUCACGUGUACGAGGCUCGCUCGAUUAAUUCUGCAUAAAAUAUGUAUUUAUGCUAAUAUCAUGUUUGUGACAGAGUGGAGAUCAAAGGACCUCUCUCGUGAGUACUUGUAAGUUUAGAGUCAAUUUUCGUGUCAAAUUCUCCCGAAAUUCAAUUAAUUAGUAGAUUGUGAGCACAGAGAAGUAAUAUUUAUUGUAUAUUUAAGUAAAUUGCUUUGUGAGUUCU
This is a messenger RNA of Helicoverpa zea (corn earworm), 5013 nucleotides long. RefSeq names its product vesicular acetylcholine transporter (gene VAChT). The transcript has a single exon. Gene Ontology annotation, biological process: transmembrane transport; xenobiotic transport; chemical synaptic transmission. The coding region runs from base 157 to 1989 and encodes 610 amino acids. Gene Ontology annotation, cellular component: membrane; AP-1 adaptor complex; AP-2 adaptor complex. NCBI's taxonomy places the organism in Eukaryota, Metazoa, Arthropoda, Insecta, Lepidoptera, Noctuidae. The record is from RefSeq and is a predicted model, not a curated record. Gene Ontology annotation, molecular function: xenobiotic transmembrane transporter activity; acetylcholine transmembrane transporter activity.